GGUCCAAGAGCACGAUGGCGCAUGAAGAAGACCUCAAUGAUCUUGACUUCCAGGAGUUUGUACAAAAGUUUGGAAACAUCGUUGAGAAGGCUCCAAUAGUUGCGGCGACUGCCUGGUCCAAGAGGCCGUUCCACUCUAUUCGCGACGUUUAUAAAGCAGCCUGUGACUUUAUCGACGGACUUCCGAUCAAUGGAAAAGAAGGUCUGCUCCGCUGUUUUCCUGACCUGGCAGGAACUCUGACUCAACAAGGUCGGCUUGGCUCGGAAUCUACCGGAGAACAGCGUUCAGCGGGGAUGUUCGACUUAACACCGGAAGAGCAAAACAUCAUCUCCCAGCUCAACUCACGGUACAAGACAAAGUUUUGGGAUCCCUUUCGUGAUGUGUGCCCGUCUGAACAAGAAGGACUCAAUCAUAAAAGGGUUAAAGAAAAGGAUCAACAAUAUCAAGACGGCGGAGAUUGAAACUGGCAUAGAAGAGGCAAAAAAGAUCUGUUGGUUAAGGCUUGUUGACGUCGUUGAGCGCAAUCAACUGGUGGUUAGGUCUAAACUGUGAAAGCACUUGUUUAUUUGAGCUGUUGUGAAAUAUCAGUGAUAACACCAAUGCUUCCGCGACAGAGGUAGUGCGCGAAAGGGUCUCGAGGAUCUGGGUUUGAGUUCAAAUUUCUAAUACUUUGCUGCGAAAUGGCAUUUAGUACUGUCAAGGCUGAAAAAUUGAUGUGUUUUAGGUGAAAAGUGGUUUUGGGCCCGAGCCUGAGUUUUUUGUAUGCCUACGCGUUGAAAGUGAUUCGCCCCGUUGACCCAGAUUCACCGUCCAUGCAAUCAAUGACAAAUACUAUAAAUUUCAGAGUGGUAAACGAUGGUGAUUUCAAAUUUG
Messenger RNA from Branchiostoma floridae (Florida lancelet), 873 nucleotides. Its product is annotated as 2-oxo-4-hydroxy-4-carboxy-5-ureidoimidazoline decarboxylase-like. Gene Ontology annotation, molecular function: carboxy-lyase activity. The transcript is spliced from 2 exons. The coding region runs from base 15 to 461 and encodes 148 amino acids. NCBI's taxonomy places the organism in Eukaryota, Metazoa, Chordata, Leptocardii, Amphioxiformes, Branchiostomatidae. The record is from RefSeq and is a predicted model, not a curated record.